AUGAUAGUGAAAGAGAAAUUACAAUGUGCAGUGAUUGGUAAGUUUUCAUACGACAAUAUUGAUAUUAAAGAACUCAGGAAGGUAAUUCUAAUACAAUAUGGAAUUAAAGGUGUGCCAAUCAUAGGAUUGCCUGAUGAAAGACAUAUUCUGAUAGGACUAAAUUUUCUGGAAGAUUAUGUUAGAAUGAUGUAUACCCCUGCAUACUACCUAAAAGUGCAUGACAUGUAUUUCCAAAUGAGACCUCUCAUAUGGGAUCCAUGGUUCAAUCCAAAAGAAGAGACUUCUAGGGCUGUAGCUUGGAUAAGCUUCCCUGAACUGCCUCCAAAUUUCUUUGCUAAAGAGGCUGUGUUUUCCAUGGCAACUGCAGUUGGAAAACCUUUAACUGUAGAUCUGGCCACAGCAAACAAAACAAGGCCAAGCUGCGCAAAAGUCAAAGUUGAGGUUGAUUUAUUAGCAACACUUCCAAAGAGGAUAAACAUUGCUGAAGAGGAUGAAUCAGGAAUACUAAAAUCAAAAUGGGUAAGGAUUAAUUAUGAUUACUUACCAAAAUAUUGCAAACACUGUAAACUCCAAGGUCAUGAGGAGAAGGAAUGUAGAGUUCUUAAUCCUGAACUGGCAAAGCAAUUCAGAGAAGAAUUAAGGAAAGAAAAUGCAGAAGUUGUUUCUACAGAAGCACAAAAUAAAGAAGGCAUUCAAGGGAGAAGGGGAUGGUACAAUACUGGUAAACAAGAAUGGAUGCAAAGAAGGAGCAAAUACAAGAAGGAUAAAUCAGGUGUUAUAAUUGGAGAAGUUAGUCCAGUACAAAAGAAUAAGGAGGGAACCGUGGUAACUACCAAUGUAUUUGCAGCACUUGAAGAGGUCUCAGAGAAUCAGGACAAUGUGAAUCAAGAACAGGUGCCACAAGAAGAUACUAGAACAUGGAUUGAGAAGAGCUUCGAUAUCCACAAAAGCCAUGUAAAGGAAACAGAAAACAAGCCACAAGAAACAGAACAACCAAAAGGGGACAACAUGGUAUCUGGAGAUGAAAAACAUAACAAACACAUAGAGACAUCAAGGGAACAGCAGAUAGUAAAUGAUGAUGUUGAGGGUAUUUUACUUGAUGAGUCCCAAAUGCAGACACCAGGCAAAAGUAUUCAAACAAAACCUGCAACAAAAAGUCAUCAAGGGGAGGAGGAUGAGCAUAAUAAUAAGAGUACACAUCGAUCUAGUGUGAACAGCAGCAAGACAACAGCCACAAGCAGAGGGGAGAAAACACUAUCUGAUGCACAUGUUAAUAUGGUGAAAUUUCAGACUCCAGAUCUAAAUCAAAUAUUGUAG
This is a messenger RNA of Lycium barbarum (goji berry), 1317 nucleotides long. RefSeq lists its product as uncharacterized. Lineage: Eukaryota; Viridiplantae; Streptophyta; Magnoliopsida; Solanales; Solanaceae. The transcript has a single exon. The coding region runs from base 1 to 1317 and encodes 438 amino acids. The record is from RefSeq and is a predicted model, not a curated record.